AUGUCCUCGUCAUCUUACGAAAAUUGGUCUAGAGAAGAGCUUAUUGCUCAUAUAAAAGGACUCGAAGGACGAACAAAUGCUGCCGGAGAGAGAGACAAAACUGACACAGGAAAUCCUUUAUCAGCCUCUCCUGCUCCGCAAACUAGCCAAUUCGACUUUGCCUCCCACCCUCGCCGCAAAAUCGCGCUAAAGUUUUGUUAUUCUGGAUGGGAAUACAACGGACUCGCGUAUCAGCUGAAACCUACGCCAUUACCAACUGUGGAAGGUGUCAUUUUCGAUGCCUUGACGCGGGCAAAACUCAUAGAUCCAGCUGCAGGUUAUGAUGGCUGUGGCUGGGAGAAGUGCGGUCGAACAGAUCGAGGAGUCAGUGCAGCUGGACAAGUUAUAUCGUUAUGGGCAGGAAUCCCUAGCGCGGCUGCAGAAUAUAAACUGGACUAUGUCGCCAUUCUCAAUCGUAUUCUUCCGCACACUAUCCGUAUAUUAGCUUGGUCCCCAGUCUCCACCACGUUCUCUGCUCGCUUUGCGUGUAAAUGUAGGCACUACAAGUACUUCUUUUCCUCAGAACAUCUCGAUAUACCCAAAAUGCGAGACGCUGCUUCCCGAUUGCUAGGGCUGCACGAUUUUCGUAACUUGUGCAAACUGGAUACAGCAAAGCAGAUCACUGUGUUUGACCGCAAGAUCCUGCGUGCAGACAUAGAUCCGGUAGAUCCCUCUACCUCCACUAAUUCAUCUUCCAUGUAUGUUUUGAACCUCGUUGGAACUGCAUUCCUAUAUCAUCAGGUACGCCACAUCAUGGCUAUACUGUUGCUCGUCGGUCGAGGACUAGAGCAGCCUUCUGUGGUCACAUCUUUGCUUAAUACUCAAGAAGGUGCGGAGCAAUCCCGUCCAGGAGAAUCACUCGCGGUCGUCGACUCCAAACCGGAAUAUCAAAUGGCUGACGCACUCCCGCUCAUGCUCUGGGACUGUAUCUACUCUGAUGAAGACGUUGAUUGGCGGAUAGAUGGGCAUGAGCCUGAUAGCGAUCAGUCCAACAGCUCCACAGAAGAUGGAAGAGGCAUAUAUCAUCUUCUCCAUUCCAUCCAAUCGCGCUCCGCAGUUUAUCUGGCUCUCAAUCAGCAUUUCCUCGACGCUGCCUCGCUGUUCUUCCCAAAACCAUGGGCAACAACUAAAGAAGGCAUUAUGGGCAUCCGAUAUGGAGGACGCGUCAUGAUCGAAGCUCCACUGGGCGCAGGAACCUCGAGGAAGCUACAGCAUUAUGUUCCUUUGUUGAAAAGAAAACGGUUAGAUCCGGUUGAUGUCGCGAACGAGCGCUGGAGGAAUGGGAAAGGGUUUCGAAGAGAUCAGAGAAAAAUGGUGGCUACCAUCGAAGACGAUAGUGUAAUAGGUUGA
Lentinula edodes (shiitake mushroom) is the source of this 1389-nucleotide messenger RNA. Its product is annotated as pseudouridine synthase. Lineage: Eukaryota; Fungi; Basidiomycota; Agaricomycetes; Agaricales; Omphalotaceae. The transcript has 3 exons. Gene Ontology annotation, biological process: tRNA pseudouridine synthesis; mRNA pseudouridine synthesis. Bases 1 to 1389 code for a protein of 462 amino acids. The record is from RefSeq and is a predicted model, not a curated record. Gene Ontology annotation, molecular function: pseudouridine synthase activity; RNA binding. Gene Ontology annotation, cellular component: cytoplasm; nucleus.